Molecule: messenger RNA, 1230 nt
Organism: Phaeodactylum tricornutum CCAP 1055/1
Lineage: Eukaryota; Bacillariophyta; Bacillariophyceae; Surirellales; Neidiaceae
Exons: 2
Coding region: 72-1082 (336 amino acids)
Biological process (GO): pyridoxine biosynthetic process; pyridoxal 5'-phosphate biosynthetic process; amino acid metabolic process
Molecular function (GO): amine-lyase activity
Source: RefSeq, a predicted model, not a curated record
CCUCCAACGAAGCCGCAACAACAUCCAUCACAAUUUCUUUCGACGUUUCACGAUCGACCAACACUAACAAAAUGGCUGGAACCAACGGUAAUGGCAAUGGCAAUGGUACCGCUCCUCGUGUAGGAACAGACCGUGUCAAACAGGGCCUUGCGCAGAUGCUCAAGGGAGGUGUGAUUAUGGACGUCAUGAAUGUGGAGCAGGCCAAGAUUGCCGAAGCCGCUGGUGCCGUCGCUGUUAUGGCUCUGGAGCGCAUUCCAGCCGACAUUCGCCGGGACGGUGGCGUCGCCCGUAUGUCAGAUCCGGCCUUGAUCAAGGAAAUCAAGAACGCGGUUACCAUCCCCGUCAUGGCCAAGGCACGUAUUGGACAUUUCGUGGAAGCCCAGAUUUUGGAAGCUUGCGAGAUUGAUUACAUCGACGAAUCCGAAGUUCUUACCAUGGCCGAUGAUGUCCACCAUUUGGACAAGACACAGUACAGUGUACCCUUUGUCUGCGGUUGCCGCAACCUUGGUGAAGCCCUCCGUCGUAUUGCCGAGGGAGCUUCCAUGCUCCGUACCAAGGGUGAAGCCGGUACCGGUAAUAUUGUGGAAGCCGUCCGUCACGCCCGCACCGUGCAGUCCGAGAUCAAGCGUCUCGCUUCCAUGAGCAAGGACGAACUCUUCGUGGCCGCCAAAGAGUUGCGUGCCCCUUACGAGCUCGUCAAAGAAGUUGCCGAGCUUGGCAAGCUUCCUGUCGUCAACUUUGCCGCCGGUGGUGUCGCCACCCCAGCCGAUGCUGCCCUCAUGAUGCAACUCGGUUUGGACGGUGUCUUUGUCGGUUCGGGUAUUUUCAAGUCCCACAACCCUGAAGAGCGUGCACGUGCCAUCGUACAGGCCGUUACGCACUACAAAGACCCCAAGGUAUUGAUGGAAGUUUCUACCGGAUUGGGACCGGCCAUGGUGGGUAUCGCCGAUAUCAAGGGUGACAAGGUCAACUUCCGGGAUCGUGAAGGAGGUGAAUUCGCCUACGAGGGCAAGGUGCCACCCAAGAAGGAUUUACACGGAUACACCGAGACCCAAAUGUAUGGAUCGUCCUGGAAUAACUAAAAACAAAAGUAGUCUGAGCGGCUUUGCCUAACGCAACGAACUCGCUUGGAGUUAUGGCCCUCUGUGAUCUUCGUCGCACAUUUUAAUAUUGAUUCGUAAUUUCUGCUAAGCAAGCAAGCAAGAAUGUAGUAGCACACGGUUGUAUUCC